AUGAAUCGCCAAAAAUCUAAUGGCGGUCGUGGUGGGCGUGGUGGGCGCGGCGGCUCGCGCCCCUCCCACCCACGCGUGCCCCCCUCAAGGUCCAUCAACCCUGGCACGGUCGUCAACAUCGUCCUCAAGGCCGACCAGCCCACAGGGCGUACAGUUUCAGGUGCAGUUAGCGAAUUGCUUACGCGCGGAGAUCACCCCCGAGGCGUCAAAGUGCGUCUCACUGAUGGGCGCGUCGGAAGGGUGCAGAGCCUGCAGAGUGGCGAGGAGCCAUCGGGCCCGAAACAAGAAGAAAUUGAUAGAGAGCCGGGAAGCAUCCAAGAGGCCGAGGGUGGAAUGCAAUUAAGGACAGAGGGAGGCGAUGCAAGUGGGAGACGCAAUCGGUUUGGUGCGCGUGAUAUGCGUCUUGAUGGCCCCGAAGAGCCUUCGUCAGAACCGUUGGGGCUGGAUAUGUAUAUUCGUCCCGCUAAAGGAAAGAAACGUGGUGGUAAAACACAGGGGCAGAAGAAUGUCGACGAGAGGCAUGAUGGCGCCGUUACAGAUGCAAGUGCUGCUACUCAAACAACAGCGGCGGUCGUGUCAUGUCCUAUUUGCAACACAUUUGAGGGCGAUGAGGCUGCCGUGGCGCAUCAUGUUGCAGGACAUUUUGGGGAGUGA
Penicillium waksmanii is the source of this 654-nucleotide messenger RNA. Its product is annotated as YwbE family protein. The transcript has a single exon. NCBI's taxonomy places the organism in Eukaryota, Fungi, Ascomycota, Eurotiomycetes, Eurotiales, Aspergillaceae. Bases 1 to 654 code for a protein of 217 amino acids. The record is from RefSeq and is a predicted model, not a curated record.